Messenger RNA from Volvox carteri f. nagariensis, 4538 nucleotides. RefSeq lists its product as uncharacterized. The record is from RefSeq and is a predicted model, not a curated record. The annotation marks the transcript as partial. NCBI's taxonomy places the organism in Eukaryota, Viridiplantae, Chlorophyta, Chlorophyceae, Chlamydomonadales, Volvocaceae. The transcript has 6 exons.
GCCCAUCCAGUCGCUCCGAGAUUACAUCGGCAGUUGACCAUCCACCAGUUUCCGUAGCCGUUCUGCCCACAGAUCAUCGCGAAUUCCCCCAGCAAGGCGCGGCUUCCCUUUCCGAUCCAGGUUCCCUCUCUCCAGGGCCAAGCCGCCCAUCCAAAGGACCGCUGCCCAAGGCUCCCUUGGCGCAGAAAGGAGGGACAUCGUUGCAAAAAGAAACCCAAGCUGGAUCGGAAAAACAGCUGCAGUCCGCCGGUAAGGCCGACAACAGCGGCAGGGCUUCGACGCAGCCAGCAAAGCCACAGGCAAUCCAAAAAAGCCAGGACGGGUUGCCUGUGGCCCCGCUCAUAUUGCCCUCGGGAGGGCCUCCGCGAGCACCGCAACGCAACCCUACGGCUGCUGCCGCCAAGGGUAAUUCUUUCAUCGGCAAUAGCACCGCUCUGCCACGUGCUACAAGUGGUGGCAGUAGCAGCAAGGAAACAGACGGCAGUAGAACCCGUGAAAAUGGCGGUCAGGCGCGAGCUCCACAGGUGGUGCCCAGCUACCUGGAUGGGCGGCGCACGGCAGUGUUUUGGCAAUGGAAUCAGUUUCUGGGCUCCCGAGAAGGACCGCAGAGCGCACAGAACGCCGCGGGUGUGGCCGGUUCCAGUGACCCACGGGUCAAUGCUGUUGCAGCUGCUGCCGCAGCACCUCCGGCAACAACGCCUCCAGCACCUGCCGCCUCGUCCAGGCCGAGUAACGCGAACAAUCCUAUCUUUCCCACCGACGCAGCAGCUGCGACUGCAGCACGAGCAGCCGGCAGCACCAGGCCGCCAAAACGCAGCCAGCCAACCGUACAGGUUUCGGUUCCAGGAAUAAUGCGGCCGCCCCCACGAGACGUGCCGAGCGCCGCUACGGGGGAAGCUGCAGGCAACGACCCCACGGCAGUAGCAGCAGCUGCAGCGGCGGAAGCCGCGUCACUGGGGCCACGCGUGCCGGCGGCACUACUGCCGCUUACGCUCCAAGGGAGGAUAUUGCUGAUGGAGGCGGCGAUGGAGAAGGCGAAGGACACCGCAGGGGCAGGAGCAGCUCUCCAAAGGCCUCCCAAAGACGCCGCUAUUAGUUCUGCGAAGCCUGCUGUAGCCGCAGCGGCGAUGGAUCCUAAAGACGCGGCUGCGGGCGGUAGCAGUAGCAGUCUGCAGCUCGCUAAGCCAACGGAGGCCAAGACUAGUGGCACUGUCGCUGUGUCGCCGGCGUCUACGGCUAAGGACGUACGGCGUCAGCUGGCUGAGGCCAGCGCAGCAGCGGCGGCGGCGGAAGUGCUGCCGCCCGGAGUGGCGGCGGCACGCGAGCUCCUGGCUAAGCUGGUGCGUUACAUUCCCACUGGCCGCGAGGAUGGCGCCGCGCUCCUGGCGCCGUACGCACGGUAUCAGUACGGUACAUACCAGGACGCUGCCGCGGCAGCGGCGGCGCAUCCCGAUUUGGUGGUACAGCCGCUGGGCCUGCAACAGCUGUCGUACAUUGCGGCGGCGUACGCUGCCGCCGGCCAUCGGCAUGAGCCUUUUCUGCGUGCUCUGACGGCGACCGCGGCGGAGAAGAUGGCAACGGUGGCGGCGGUAGCAGCCCGUCGCGCGCGCAGGGGUAGCCGUGCUGUGCCCGUAUCGUCUCCCACGGCGCCAUCACCGGCGGCUCCGCUGACGUUCCGUACGGCAUGCGUGAUGCUGACUGCGCUGGCGCGCCUGCGGUACCGCGACGCCAGGCUGAUGGCGGCGCUAGGACGCUGGCUGGCGGCGGCGUUGCGCUCCGGCGACGUCACGCCACGCGCCAAGUGGAAAGGCACGUGGCUGGCAGCGGCGUUGUGGGCAUAUGCCACCCUGGAGCAAACAGCUGCACGUGAUGGAACCGACAACGGCGGCGGCAGCGACGCGGCCGCCGCCGCUGCCGUCGCAUUUCCUUCACCACCAACGCCGAGGGCGAUGGCGACGGCCGAUGCGUCGACCGCUGGGGCGGUGCUGUUCGCUGAGGCCGCUGAGGCCGUCCGAGUAGAUCCAGGCUGGAUCCAUUUGAUGGAUUGCCGUGAAGCACUGUGGGCCUUAUGGGCCCUGAAGGUCGCUGCUGUUAUGUACGGCGGCGCAGAGGGCACCCCUGUGGCAGCAGCGGCGGCGGCACCGGGGUUGGGUACUGCAACGGCGGCAGCGAUAGUCGCAAACAGGGAAGUGUCGUACACGCCUCAAACGCUGGUGGAAUUACAGUUGUUGGAACGAGCGGCAUCGCAGAAUACGUCGCCCUUUCGGCCUUGCACAUAUUCCAAACAUGUCCUCACAUGCCCUCUUGCCAACAUCGGCACCUUUGUAUUUUGGGGGAAAAUGUGUGAACAGCUUGACCAGCUAGAUCCGGGACAGCUGGCAGAGGCGUACGGCGUGGCGGCGGAGGCAGGUUUCGGAGCGGAUCCCGACAUGCUGGCGGCGCUGCGGCGCUGUACGCUGGCGCGCAUCGCCGCAAUACGGCCACAGCCGUUGACGGUUAUGGUAGCUUCCUUGGCGGUACUGCAGAUCAGGGAUGUCACGUGGCUUUCGGCCCUCGCAGCAGCUUGCCGCAACCAGAUGAUCAACAUGGAUGCGCAACAGAUCGUCGUCCUGCUACACAGCUUCGCAGUCGUGCUCCGGUUCUAUUACAUGCCGCUCUUCCACGCCGCCGUCGUCAUGUGCACGUUACCAGGGUUCGCGCGCCUGGAAGCCAUGUCCCCGGGCGACAUGGUGCGCUUGGCUGCAGCCUUCUCAGCAGUCGGCCACUACGAGACCGUGUUGCUACGGAAAAUGGCGGAGCGCAUGAUGACCCAUGGGUCAUUAGCCACAGCCUGGCAACGCGCCAGUGUACUGCUCUCCUGUGCGCACCUCUCCUACCGCAGCAACGGCCUCCUGCGCGCCGUGGCGGCGGAUGCCUUUGGGCUCUCGCUGGCGUCGACGCCGGUGGCGAUGCUGCCGCCCGCGCAGCUUGCUGCCGUGGCCGCUGCGUGCGGCCAUUUGCAGUUCCGGCCCCGGGGUCUGCUGUCCGCGCUGCACACGGUCCGGUCGGCGGAAUGGCCGCGGCUGAGCUUGUCGCAGCGCGCAGCGCUGUGCUGGGCGAUCCUGGUGCUGACGGGCGGCCUGGCGGAGCACCGUGUGCGGCAACCCCAACGGCACCGACACGCUGGUGCAGAAAUUCCCGCAGGAGUUGCCAUACAGGAAAACGAACAGCAACAGGAUCAAGGGACGCAGCACCAGCACCAGCAGCGGCAGCACUUGUCGCUCCUGUCUGAAGCUCUUCACGGGUACCUGCAGUCCUUGGCGACCUACGACCGGCGGACAUGGCCCUCCUCCGGCCACCAUGCCCAGCUGCUGGUCGCCUGCUCGGUGAUCUCAUGGCACCUGGAAGAGCAGCAGCCCCAACAGCCGCAGCAGCAGGCGACUGGGGAGCAACAACAGAAACAGCAAGGAAGACAUGAACAGCAGCAGCAGCGGAAGGGUGGUGGUCCUGGCUCUACCGGAGGGCCAGCAUCCGCUAGUCCUGGUGACGCGACAGGUGGCGGCGGUGAGGGCGUUACCCUCAAAUCCCCCGGGGGUACCGCGUCCAGUUGGGCGACCUUGGCGCCAAAGGUUCGAGAGGCCCUUCGUUGCCUUCCCGCCGCCGCCACACGCCGUACACUGAAAACACACAAUCGCCUCCGUCUGGUCGCGCUUGGGUCAUGGGCUGCGCAGGUGGCGGGUGUUGUACGGCAGGUGCUUGAUGGCGCCGCGGCGGCGGAUGCCGCCCCAGCCGCGACGCAGCCGUCGCGGCCAUGGCUAGGUAAUUCCGCUCGCUCUACCGCCGCGGCCGCUGCUACCAUGGCAGCGCCGCGGACGGUGCGCUUUGUCCGUGGCGGCGCUGUGACUACGGGUCUGCUGCUGUGUGGUGGCGCGCUGAGUGUGGAUUUGUGUGUAGAAGUAGAGCUGGAGACUGUUACGGACGGGACGGCGGCGGCGGCCGUGGAGGGGCUGUCCCCUGUGACGGAAGGUAGCGUGUCGGCUCCUCUGGCCGCGGAGGGUCCUGCGGCUGCCUUGGCUAAUGUUGACGGCGCUGAGGGGCAGCAAGCCGUGAGUGACGGCGGGGGUAGACAGCUCGGCAGCGUGUCCUCAGUACGGCAGCUGCGGCGGAGGAGCAUGCAGAAGGUUCGCAUCGCGCUGGAGCUAAGUGCGUUCCAGCCGCCAGGGGCGGCGGGUGUGACCAUCAACGCCGCCGCGGGGCCCUGCGAUGGCAGCGGCAGUGGUGUGGUGCGGAACUCCGCUUGGAUGCUAUCGGGUGGUGCGGCCCUGCGGCGGCGGCUGCUGGUGGGGCUGGGUUGGGUGGUGGUGGUGGUUCGGGAGCGGAUGUGGGACGGGCUUCGUUCUCCGGAGCAACAGCGGCGAGCAGUCGAGGCAAUGCUGCGGCGGGCGGUGCUGCAGGCGGUGGCAACGGGAGCAGAGGCCGCCGGCGCUGCAGCGCCGGCAAGAUUUGCGGCGGCUGUGGCGACGAAGGCAGAGGACGACGUGAAUAAAGCUGGACGUUGA